This is a messenger RNA of Limanda limanda (common dab), 1398 nucleotides long. It is a transcript of the gene upf3a, whose product is annotated as UPF3A regulator of nonsense mediated mRNA decay. The transcript has 10 exons. Lineage: Eukaryota; Metazoa; Chordata; Actinopteri; Pleuronectiformes; Pleuronectidae. Gene Ontology annotation, biological process: nuclear-transcribed mRNA catabolic process, nonsense-mediated decay; positive regulation of translation. The record is from RefSeq and is a predicted model, not a curated record. Bases 1 to 1398 code for a protein of 465 amino acids. Gene Ontology annotation, molecular function: telomeric repeat DNA binding. Gene Ontology annotation, cellular component: cytoplasm; nucleolus.
AUGCGGUCUGAAAAGGACCAGAUGACGGUGGGCAAGGACAAAAGUGUGGUGGAGAUUCAUUUCAGAGACUUCCCGAGGGACCAGGAGAACUGUGCCGGGGGCAACAGGCAGAAGGAGGAGAAGAAGGAGGUGUUCACGAAGGUGGUGAUUCGAAGGCUCCCACCCAACCUAUCAAAAGAUCAACUAGAAGAACAGCUCAGUCCGCUGCCAUCCUACGACUAUUUUGAGUUCUUCCCAGCUGAUCAAAGUCUCUAUCCUCAUUUGUUCUCCAGAGCAUAUAUCAAUUUCAAAAUUCCUGAAGAUAUCCUGCUGUUCAGAGACCGAUUUGACGGCUAUGUCUUCAUUGACAACAAAGGCCAGGAGUUUCCUGCGGUUGUAGAGUUUGCCCCCUUCCAGAAGAUUUCCAAGAAGAAACUGAAAAAGAAAGAUGCCAAAGUUGGAAGCAUUGAAGAAGAUCCAGAGUACAAGCGGUUCUUGGAGAAUUACUCCUGUGAUGAGGAGAAGUCUAUGGCCAACCCUGAGACUCUGCUGGGAGAGAUAGAGGCUAAGACCAGAGAGCUCAUAGCCAAGCGGACGACGCCUCUGCUAGAGUACAUCAAGAAUAAGAAAAUUGAGAAACAGAGAAUAAGAGAGGAGAAGAGAGAGGAGAGGAGGAGAAGAGAGCUCGAAAAGAAACGGCAAAGGGAGGAGGAGAAGAGAAAGCGGCGAGAGGAGGAGAGACGUAAACGAAAAGAGUCAGAGAAGCAGAAGAAAUUGUCCGAUAAAGACAUCAAAAUCAAGCUCCUGAAGAAGAGUGACAGAGACGACGAUGUGGAUUCAGACAGAAUGAAAGACAAGAGUGACACCGGGGAAACAGACAGGGGGAAAUGGGAGAAAGCUGGAGGACAAAUGAAGUCAAAGGAAUCCAAAGAAAAAGGUCAGCCUGAGAGCGACAAGGAGCAGAGAGAGCAGCAGCAGCACGGACGCCGGCAGCGAGACAAGGACCAUCGAGGGAAAGACGACGAGAGGAAACGACAGCGGCAUCACUACGAGUUUGACAAAUUUAUGCGGCGCAAAGAUGAGACAAAGUGGGGGAAGGGCUACUGCCAAGAUCGGGCAAAGAAAGAGGGGCACCAUCAUGGUUUCUCUUACUGUCCAGAUGGCGUGGAUAAGCUAGGGAAGGAGGAUAGGGAGGAGCUGGGUAAUCGGAAGGAACGCCUCCGAAACAAGGUGAGCGAGAAGGACCGUCCCGCCAUGCAGCUCUACCAGCCGGGCGCCCGCAACCGCAAGCGCAUGAGCUCCGGGUGCAAAGGCUACGACUGCAUCCCCGUGGGACCCUCACCUGAACCGGGGUCCGAUCACUGCUUUGAGGCAACAACGCUGGAGAAGGGGCUGGAGAAAAGCAAAGAUGAGCAGUGA